ACACACACACACACACACACACACACACACACACACACACACACACACAGUCGAAACAGUGCUGAGCUUCUCAUUCCCGCCGUCACCAUGCUGCUGAUCCUGCUCUGCUUCCACACCUUCACCUGGGUCGCGUCUCAGGCGCCGCCGCCGCCACAGAACGUCCAGGUGGAGAAGGGUCAGCUGACUUGGACUCCAGGGGAGCCGGACGUCACCUACACGGUGAAUUACCGCAGAUUUAACUCUGAUAAAUGGGAAGCUCUUCCAGCCUGCAUCCAGACGCCGUUACAUUCCUGCAACAUAUCAGCGAUUGGGCCGAGCGACACUAACGGCUCGCCUGAGAACAGCUGCGUGACGCUGCGUGUGCAGGCCGAGAGACGGGGGCUGAGAUCUGAGGGUGUUAACGCCUGCAGCAGAUACGGUGACGUCUGCACGCCUCCGUUCAGCAUUUUGACCCGGCCCGGAUCACUCACCGUAUUACUUAACGAUGACCACGAGCUGGCGAAGGAACACGACAGCAAUGCCAAGCACAGGAUUUACUUUGGCAGAGAGGGAGAGAGUCCUCUGCAGGAGUAUGAAGACACUGUAGCCUCCACGACCAUUGAAGAGCUGGAGGAGGGGCAGCGGUACUGUGUUCAGGUGGCCUAUACGCUCCACGGGAAACUCGUGGAACCAUGCAGCUGCAUCCAGUGUGAGGUCAUCCCUGCUUCAGAACACGUGAACAGGACGCCGAUGAUCGUGGGGCUGCUCGUCGGCAUCGUGGUCCUCGCCAUCAUCAUUCUUGCAUUCAGCUACCCCCUGUUUUUUCACCAUUAGAAAAUCAAACGCUGCCUACACUUACCAUGAUGCAGUGAGAGUCGUGUUUCCCAGGCUGCUAAUGGUGACAUCCAGAAGCCUUCAGCAGGCAGCAGGUAGAGGACGUUCAAGAAGCUGUGCUGCUCUCCAAGACGACGUCUUACUUCUUAAACCUAAACACACAAACUUCUCAAAACAGAGUCUGAUGGAGGACUUUAUUAUGGCAGAGCUUGUGUGUUUCCUACAAACUGGACUAUCAGAUGAAACGUGACAUCCAGAGAUGUCAAACAGAGUUUUCAGAUUGUUUUCGUGGGCUGCUGGGAUGUAUGCGUUUGGACCGUGAUGAGGGGAAAACAAGAUUUCUGAAGUAACGUAAUAGGAUAGGUUAAAAAAGCUGAUAUUAGAGUCUGCUCAACUGCAGGAGGAGGACGUCUCCCGAGAAGCAGUUUAGAGGAUUCUGACUAUCCUGGUAAGACAGCUGACAUAGCAGGAGAUGGGACCUGGACUAGCAGCUGUUUAUGUACCUAAUCUAUGUUUACGACACAGAGUUAUCAUUAUCAUCAUCAUCAUUUAUUUAUAUAGCACUUUAAAAACACACCUGGUAGACCAAAGUGCUGUACAAAACUAAUAUGCACAUAGUAAUAAAAAAAAAAUAAAAAUAAAAAUAAAAAUAAAAAAUCAGUUACCCACAGAGUUAAAAGCCAAGGAAUAAAAUUAGGUUUUUAGUAAAGACUUAAAAACUGGCGCUGAUGUAGCCUGUCUAAUAUGGAGAGGAAGGUUAUUCCAAAGCAUCGGCGCUGCAACAGAGAAUGCUCGGUCUCCUCUACGUUUCAGCCGUGACUUUGGGACAGAAAGCAGCAACUGCUCAGCUGACCGAAGGGAACGAGUGGGGACGUGGGGCUUCAACAAGUCAGCCAAAUAAACAGGUGCCAGACCAUUUAGAGAUUUAAAAACCAAUAAAAGGACUUUAAAACGGAUCCUAAAUUCAAUUGGAAGCCAGUGUAGAGAGGCCAAUAUCGGAGUGAUGUGAUCAAAUUUUCUUCUGCCAGUUAAAAAUCGUGCCGCAGCAUUUUGCACUAAUUGCAAGCGUGACAAAGUGCCCUGCCCAACCCCUAUUAAAAGAGAAUUACAAUAAUCUAAACGUGAGGUAAUAAAGGCAUGAAUAACACUUUCCAAGUCACCCUUGGAAAGAAAGGGCUUAACCUUUGAUAAACGUCUGAGGUGAUAAAAUGCUGAUUUUACCACCCCGUUUACAUGGUCAUUAAAGGUAAGUGCAGAAUCAAUUUUAACUCCGAGAUUUGUGAUCGAACUCUUUAGUUGGGAAGUUAAAGCUGCAAGAUCAACAUCCGGAGUAUGAGAAGAACGAUUUGGGCCAAAUAAAAUUGCUUCUGUCUUCCGAUCAUUAAAAUUUAAAAAGUUUUUUGCCAUCCAUGCUUUGACAUCAGUAAGGCAGUCAAGCAGAGGUCGAGUUGGGAGACUAUCAGAAAGAGUAAAGGGUAAGUAGAGCUGGCAGUCAUCUGCGUAUAGAUGGAAUGGCACUUUAUGUUUCCGGAAAAUCGCACCAAGAGGCAAAAGGUACAGUGAAAACAAUAACGGCCCAAGAAUAGAUCCCUGUGGCACACCCCAAAGCAGAGGGGCCACAGAGGAUGAAGCCGACCCCAACUUAACACAAAAGGUCCUAUUUAAGAGAUAGGACUUUAACCACAAAAGUGCCAAACCAGAAAUUCCCACACAGUGCUGCAAGCAGGAGAUCAACAAAUCAUGAUCCACUGUGUCAAAUGCAGCGGUCAUGUCCAACAAGACCAGCACUGCAUAUUUACUACGGUCUGUGGCUAUCAGGAUGUCAUUCAUAACUUUUACGAGGGCCGUCUCCGUACUGUGGAAUGGUUUAAAGCCGGACUGAAAGAUUUCUGACAAUUUAGACUCAUUCAAGUAGUCCAUCAACUGAGUAUAAACAAUCCUUUCCAGAAUCUUACUAAGAAAGGGAAGCUUAGAGAUGGGUCUAAAAUUUGAUAUGACUGAACUGUCUAAGCCCGGUUUCUUAAGUAAAGGAUGUAUGACUGCAUGCUUAAAUUCCCUAGGUACUUGACCAGACAAAAGACUAGUAUUAAUAAUGUUCAGAAUGUGUGGUCCAAUGAUAGGAAAUACCUUUUUGAGAAAGCGGGGAGGAACAACGUCAUUUGGAGAGCCACACGGUUUAGCUUUCAACACAAGUUUCUCUAAAUCAGAUAAAACAAUUGGUAGAAAAGCAGAGAACAGACUUGAGCAAGAACCAUGCAUGGCUGGGUCAGCAAUAGGUAGAGUCGGAGGUCUCAAACUAGCAACCUUGUCCACAAAAUAAUUAAGAAACUUAUUGCACAUAACCGCAGAAGAGUGCAAAAGAAUAUAGCCUUCUGGAUUAAUUACAGAAUUUAUAGUGUUGUAUAGAACACGAGGAUUAUGCGAGCUGGCAGCAAUAAGUUGAGAAAAAUAGGAGUGCUUGGCAGCCUUUACUGCUCUCUGAUAGACUUUCCAGCUAGUCUUAAGAGCUUCCAUAGAGACACACAGCCCAUCUUUUUUCCACUGUCUUUCACAUCUUCUACAUUCUUUUCUAGUGGCUCUGGUAAAAUCAGUUAGCCAAGGACUAGCCUUUGGCUUGCAUUGUCUGAAUAUAAAAGGAGCGACAGUGUCGAGGACAGAUUUACAAGCAGAAUCCAAAUACGAAACUAAUCCAUCUGAGGUGGACAACUCAGGAGGAUAAGAAAUAAAUUGGUCAAACAAUAUGGAAAACCGCUCGGCGGUAUCUGAGCCAAAAGCACGAUAACAUCGAGCAGGUACAGCCUGUUUAACAACAGGAUUAAAAAGAACAAUAUCACAUAAAAUAGGCAUAUGGUCAGAUAAACCAUGUGAUAAAACCAAGUCCUGUGUGUGACCACGUUCUUGAGUGGCACCUUUAACAGACUGAACAAAAUUAAAAGAGUUCACUAAGUCCAGAAAGUCCUUAGCCAGGGGCUUCCCCGGGCAGCAGACGUGUAUAUUAAAAUCACCAAGUAAAAGGAUCUGGUCAUACCGCGAUGCACAGUCAGCAAGAAACUCUGCGAACUCGGAUAAAAAGUCCUUAUUAUAUUUUGGGGGCCGAUAAACAAUCGCACACAACAGCGAAGACGAGUGGUCCAGUUCGCACAAACAGAGUUCAAAACUGGUGUGGUGUGUCGAUGGGGAUAGCUGCUUAAAGUCAAGAUGUGCCUUAAAAACAACAGUUAGCCCUCCUCCGCGACCAGAAACGCUCGGAACACUAAAGAAGGCACAGCCAGCCGGCAAUAAUUCAGAGAAGGCACUUAACUCACCGGGUGGAAUCCAAGUUUCAGUCAAGCAGAGAAAAUCCAGCACACGGGAAGAGAAAAAUUCCUUCAAAAUAAAUGUCUUAUUUGCCACCGAUCUGGCGUUAAUUAAACCCAACCUGAGAGGAAUUGGCUCGGGAGCUUCCGAGGCGGUAACAACCAGAUCCACAGGUCGGAGGUUUUUUCGGUCCACUCCACGCCAACGCAGAUGUCGGAGAGGAGAGGGUUUUGCAGAACCGUUCCCAAGAGAUCCCACAACAGGAACCAAGCAGGAGUCCACCGGGUCCAAAGCACGCAACGGCACCAAGAGUCGCGGGCAGGAUCGACAAAUUGAGCGAAGCUCAUGAGGAAAACAAGAAAUCCUGAGUCUCAGUUUGACAAGGCGACCUCCACGGUUACCCCGUCUCCUGCGUCGCUUCCGCACAUCCAGUGGCAAAGGGAAGGAACGCCAGUGAGGUGGUGUUACUUCCAAAUCGGGAGGCAGAAAGCCUUGGUUGUCAUUUCCAAGCCGAGCUAAAGCUUGGGUAGAUAAGCCUAUUUCCAAUAAUGUCUGCCGAUCAUAAAACAAUGUAGGGCUAACAUGUUGCACAAAAUUG
Molecule: messenger RNA, 4708 nt
Organism: Oreochromis niloticus (Nile tilapia)
Lineage: Eukaryota; Metazoa; Chordata; Actinopteri; Cichliformes; Cichlidae
Gene: ifngr2-2
Product: interferon gamma receptor 2-2
Exons: 7
Coding region: 88-813 (241 amino acids)
Biological process (GO): cytokine-mediated signaling pathway
Cellular component (GO): plasma membrane
Molecular function (GO): protein binding; cytokine receptor activity
Source: RefSeq, a predicted model, not a curated record